Molecule: messenger RNA, 1921 nt
Organism: Rhododendron vialii
Lineage: Eukaryota; Viridiplantae; Streptophyta; Magnoliopsida; Ericales; Ericaceae
Product: peroxisome biogenesis factor 10
Exons: 11
Coding region: 122-1237 (371 amino acids)
Biological process (GO): protein import into peroxisome matrix
Cellular component (GO): peroxisomal membrane
Molecular function (GO): zinc ion binding
Source: RefSeq, a predicted model, not a curated record
UUGCGCAGCAAGACUUAAUUCACGGAGGAGCCACUCUCUCCAAACAAAGCCGAAAGAAAGAACUUCGCAGUAGUUGAGAGAGAGAGAGAGAGAGAGAGAGAGAGAAGUGUUGGGAACAAAGAUGGGGAUGGUUUGGAAAGAGCCAUCAGGCUCAGGCGAUGCCAGCGGCAACAGCAGCGAGGAGCUAUCAAGUUCCAGCAGAUCCGCCCAACAAGGCGGUGGCGUUAGGCGGUUCCCAACGGCGGCGCAACCGGAGAUAAUGAGAGCAGCCGAGAAGGACGACCAGUACGCCUCCUUCGUCUACGACGCCUGUCGCGACGCCUUUCGCCAUUUAUUCGGUACUCGAGUUGCUGUUGCCUAUCAGAGUGAGACAAAACUUCUGGGCCAAAUGCUAUAUUAUGUACUUACAACUGGUUCAGGGCAGCAAACACUUGGAGAAGAAUAUUGUGACAUCAUUCAGGUUGCUGGACCAUAUGGACUUCCUCCAACACCUGCCAGACGUGCUUUGUUCAUGGUUUACCAGACUGCAGUUCCUUACAUAGCUGAAAGAAUUAGUUCUAGAGUUGCUUCCCGUGGCAUUACCCUCUCGGAUUCACUAUCUGAUGAUCUAUAUGGUGACAAUGUUUCCGAGAGAAAUCAAGAUCAAUCACCUACAGUAGCUGAACUCACAUCUUCCUCUGCUUCAGAAGCACCUGUUUCAGCUUUGUCUAGAUGGAAACUAAAAAUUAAUGGAUUAUGGCUAUAUGCAGCUCGGACAUGGCCCUCGAUGCUUCCCUUGGCUCGUGAAUUUUUGCAAGUGGUUCUUCGCACCAACCUUAUGUUCUUCUACUUUGAAGGCCUGUAUUAUCACAUAUCAAAACGUGCAGCGGGCAUUCGUUACUUGUUCAUUGGCAAACAAGUGAACCAAAGACCAAGAUACCAAAUAUUGGGGGUCUUUCUUUUAAUUCAACUCUGCAUCAUUGCUGCUGAAUGCCUACGACGUACCAAUUUAUCUUCCAUUGCUAGUUCAGUUCACCAAACAUCCCUAGGGACAUACCAGGCUUCAGCAGGGCGAGGCAUACCAGUUUUAAAUGAAGGUGGCAAUUUGGUAACUGGGGACUCUGAUAUGGGAAGUUGGGUCUCUGAUUCCAAACCAACUUCAGAGUCUCAUGCAACAAGCGGAGUCGGCAAAUGUACGCUUUGCCUUAGCAAUCGCCAAUACCCAACAGCCACACCUUGUGGUCAUGUAUUUUGCUGAUUUAAUCAACAAUGGAGGUUGUCAAACUAGCUGAAUCCUGGUGAUUUCUCACUUGAAUUCAGAAUUAGCAACUGCUAACCGCAACACUGGUGGUGGGUGGGUUCAGAUUUACUGAUUCAAUCUCUCCACAAAAGCUGGAGUGCCAUUCACUCGAACGGAUUCAGUGGAUGUAGACGGGGGUUUGUGGGAAUGAUUCACAAUUGGGGCAUUAAGUUUACAAAAAGUCUAGAAACAAAACAUAUUUGGUGCAUGUAGAUCCAUGCGCAUCGAAUGGUUUUGUCCGGAGUUGUGUGUUAGUUUGUAGCAUUGCUCUUAAGUUUCACCAAAAGUGGGUUGCUUUCCCUUUUUCCCCUUGGCUUGUUCUUGCGAACUGAUCAGUCAGUUGAAAGCACCGGAUCAGAUAUGGUAGUUGUUGGGUCGUCAGCUUUUAUCAACAAAUUGGUACCAGACUCUUACUUGGUCACUCUUGCACACUUCAAACUUGGGGGUCAAAGAGAUUUUUAAUUAGGUCAAGCCUGAGAUUGAUUAUUUUUCUUCGUCUGUAUAUGUCGGAUGUAUUCGUUCAAUUUGUUCAUAAUUUUGAGCAUCGGUCUAUUGCAUAUGUGGUCCUCUCAAUUAUGGAUGAAUAUAUGGUCCGUGUAUCUUCUAAUUCUCUAGGCAAAAAGCUCCAGUGAACCUUCGUAA